Messenger RNA from Lymnaea stagnalis (great pond snail), 1466 nucleotides. The record is from the annotation of a GenBank genome assembly. Lineage: Eukaryota; Metazoa; Mollusca; Gastropoda; Lymnaeidae.
AUGAGUGUCUUAAAUUUUUUGAAAGACCUGAAACCUUUCUUGUUGAUGUAAGAGCCUUUUCUUCUUCCAUUGCUUUCAUGUACUUUCAAAUUAUUUUGGUGACUAUUCAUUUUUUGUUUAUUCAGCCUUAUUCACAAAGGAAGUGUAUCAACAUUUUCUAUGUUCUGUAGCAACCAUUUCUAUUUUCUUUACUCUCUUCAAACCUAGUCUCGCAUUUCUUACAAAAGUAUCUAUGCAUUUUACAAAUUAGGGAAGAGAGGUUGGUUGGGGGAGGGGGGGGGACCUUCUAAUGGCCUUCAAAUUUGUUAAUUGAAGUACCAGGAGAAUUGAAGAAUUUAUCAAUAAUACUGUGACUUAUGACUUGAAGUAAAAUAUUAAUGUCAAAAUAUUGUUUUAUGUCAUGAUUUAAAAUUCAAUUGCUUCUCUGUUAUUAAAUAACUUUUUGCAACAUCGCACUCCCUCAGUGUUUUGGAAACCCAGUUAUUCAUUAAUAUCUUGAAGUUGUCGCAUGUGUAGCUCUGAUAUUGGAGGCAUGCAUAAAGCUGUACUAAAACUUUGCUGAACAAAGUCAUGGUAUAGCUGUACUUACUAUACCAAAGCUGUACUAAAACUGUGCUGAACAAAGUCAUGGUAUGGCUGUUCUUGUAAAAAUUUGGAAUGCAUCAAAGUGUUUUACGGUAGACAAAUGAAUGCCUAUCAACUUUUUAAAAUUAGUGUGUAUCACAUACAUCUGGUUCAUGUGUCUUGAUGCCUAAUGUCUCUCCCACAGGUGUCCAAUGACUUGGAUCCUCUGGUGUAUGUCAAUGUCCCCAGGAGCCAGUCAAGGUCAAUACUUCAACAGGUCAUGUCAGGUAGCCUGGUAGGAAUGUUUGAAUUUAAUUUUAUGUUUGUUGAAUAGCAGUACAAAUAAAAUAAAAAUCCUCAACAUCUCAACUCUAACACAGCUAGAGAUCUAAUCCCUAUUGGACAUGACAUGUUCCUUCAAGAUUUAAUGACAACUCAACUCUAACACAGCUAGAGAUCUAAUCCCUAUUGGACAUGACAUGUUCCUUCAAGAUUUAAUGACAACUCAACUCUAACACAGCUAGAGAUCUAAUCCCUAUUGGACAUGACAUGUUCCUUCAAGAUUUAAUUACAGGGCUUAUUAAAUUUCAUACACUGGGCUAUGGGGUGAGAAGGAAUUAAAACACAAUUUUUUUUUACACUGAUAAGUAUGACAUUUUUUUUUAUAUUGCUGGGAUUAGAACCAGCAGACCAUCAGUACACUUGUCCUUUGUGCUACAGACUGCGUCACCUGUCACCUAUCCAGCACUGCGGGUUAUAAUUUUUGUCUUUUCAUUUCCUCCUUAAAGAUCACAAUCACGGAGGAUGGUGUCAUAGGUGUCUACGGUUGGCUCCCCUUUGACAAGUCCAUACCAAACUUCUACACAUUUGACAAGAAUGCCACCAUGCUCAGUCCUAAGUGA